UAUAGGAUUCUUUGUUCAAUUUCUGUGAAGAAUGUUCUUGGGAUUCUGAUUGGGAUAGCAUUGAAUCUGUAAGAGCAUCUCUAUUUUCACUCGAACAGCUGACUUCUGUUUCUGUAACUUGUAGCUGGACUGACUCCAAGAAGUUAGAAACUUACAUUUACUGAGUGCCAGCGGUGUCCCAGGCACUGUGCAUGAUUCAUUCAUUUAAUCCUCAGGACAAGCUGGUAAAGCUCGUCCCAAUACUCCCAUCUGUAGAUGUGGAAACUGUAGCUCAGAGAGGUUUAGCAACUUGUGCAACGUCACAGAUGUGGUACUCAGAUCUGAUACCCUAGCCCAGCCCAUCUUUCAAAUAAGAGUGGGCCGUUCAGUUUAUAACCAUGAUUGGCUUUUCUUGGAGGGGCAUUUAUUCACUCAUUCAUUCAAUAAAUAUUUAUUGAGAGCCUAUUGUGUGCUAGGUACAGAGCUAGGCCCUGUGGAUAAGACCCCCACUGACAAGCCCCUGCCCUCAUGGCGUGCCCAUUCCAGAUGGCAGAGGUUUCACCUCACAGGCCAAAUGCAGGUGGUAGCAGCUGUCUGUGACAUUAUCAUGAGAGGAUUCUGAGCCACCAUGGCAGGAAGGGGUGUAGUGGCUGAUCACUCAGGUCUGCCAAGGGUGCUGUUAGGGAGUUUCUGGGUGUAUGCUGCAUACUGGAUACUCAUGUUUGGGACUUUUGAAGAUUGCUCAUACAAAUGUCUAACAAAGAGAAAUAUAUCCUAGUCAGAGCACAGGUUCCAAUUUUCAUUUUGAAAAUAACCAGUGUAGAUCUGAUCACUAGGCCCUGCCCUCAAGGAACUUAGGGUCUAACUGGUAGCCUAAGGUACACAGAAUAGACAGUCUGAUGCAGAGCUCAGAGCUGGGGCAGGCCACAUGGAUGGGGAUGACAAGGGAGGCUUCCUGGAAGAGGAGCUCCGUGGACUUGGCUAGAUGGAGCGGGGACAGGGGGAGGGCACUUGAGGAGAAAGCAGCAACACAGGCAAAGGUAUGGACGGGUGAGGUGGUUGUGAGGUGGGGGCAGAAGUAGAGAGGAUUCUGGCCUGGCUGGGGUAAGGUGUUGGGGGGACAAGGCUAAAGGGUACUAACAGGGGGCGGACCAUGGAGGCCUCAGUGUCAGGCCUGACCCUCCCCAUCCCACCUCCCACCCUUCAUUAGGGAGCCAGUGAAGACCCUGAGCAAGGGCAUCCCAAUGAGAUAUUUCUUGGUGCCUGGAGUGAGGGGAGAAGUUAGAAAUGGGAAGUGGCUAUAACACCACGGAAAGGGAGCCCCUGCAUGCAGGUGGGGGUUAGGGGACCUGGGUCCCAGUCCCAGGUCUAUGCUGAUGUGCUAUGUGACCACAGGCACAUAGUUUCUUCUCCUUCUGGGCUAGUUUUCUUCUCCAUCUUCUCUUAAAGGCCCUUUCAGACCAUGACCGAGUGAACUGAGGUGUCUGUGUGUGUAUCAGGGGGCGUCCCUUGGUUCACUUAGGGUCUCUAUUUCCUACUCUUCUUUGGCCUCGAAGACCCGGCCUAAGGUGGGUCCACCCAUGUUUACUUCAUGCUUCAGGCUCAUGGGCUCAGCCACAGGGUGUGUCCAGGCCUCAGCUUCAAGAGGCACCGAUCGGUCUCACAAAAGAGAAAACAUGACCGUGGAGCCACUUCCGCUGUGUACUGUGAGAGAUGGACUUUGCCUGUCACAUCUACCUCCCAGGGAUGAUACGAGCCAUGGAGAUGAUGCCUCUGAGGUGCCCAGGGGGAACAGGCAGCACCUCCCAUGCAGGCAGGCGGAAGCGCUCCAUUAGCGGCAACUGCCUGUCUUGCUAUUGUUCUGUGAGGGCUCCUGUGUGGGACCCUCGGCUGUAAACUCCUCAGAGGCUGGCUGUGUCUCCUCCAUGGGGCUGAGCACCAGCUGGGCCCUUGGUCAGGAUCUGACACAUGAGGCACUUAAUGCAACUCUGCCCAGCUAGUCACGGGCACUGUGACGUGGGCCUGCCUGGCCUGGUGAGCAGCCCCGCCCUGGGCGGCGGCCCUGCGUCAUUCCUCAUGGGCCUCCCCAGGCACCAAGUACGACAAGCACCUCUGUCCAACCAAACCCACCACAACCCAAACUAAAUUCCUCCUCCUUUUCUGUUUAAUUUUAUAGGAUUCUUUUUGGGAUAAGUAAUACAUUCAAAUUUUUCAAAAUUUAAAAGGCACCAAAAAGCGUGCUAUAAAAAAAUCCCCUCUCACCAGCACGCAGCCCCCUUAGUUCCCCUUUCUGGAGACAACCAAUCUCAAUUCCUGUUUAAAACAAUUAAACUUAAUUUGCUCCUCCUCCCUUACAAAAAUCGUAAGCAUCCAAGGCAAAAACUAACUUCAAAACAAACAAAACAAAACCCCACCGCCUUGGAACCCACACAAAAGUACAAAUCAAAAGCCCCUCCUAGUCCCACCACAGCACAGAGGUCCCACACUUUAGACGUCCUUCCAGACUGUUUUCAGUGCACAUCCACUUUUCAAAAAAGGAAAACCAACGGAAGCCCAGGCUGCAAUAUUGAUUUUUCAGCGCCCUGCCAGCGUCUCAGGAACGCUUCCUCAUGGUCUCUUUCCUUAAGCACCUUGAACGGCUCUGUGAACUUCCACAGAUACUGGCUUACUGAACCAGCCUCUAGUGAUGGGCAUUUGGGAUUUCUAGAUUCCCCUCUUAUAAGCCACAAGGUGCUGGGCCCUGGGACCUCACUGCCUACUUAUUUUCUUGUAACAAAUUCCUAGAAGCAGAAAUGCUGGGUCACAAGGUUUGGCCGUUUUUGAAGACCCUGGAAACCCGUCAAACUCCCCUCAUGUUCAGCAGGACUGGGGGUCCCAUCCAAACCCACUUUCCUCAAGACCAAGAAGUCGGUUCACACCCUCCCGGCGGCAGCUAUGUGUGCCCCAACCCACCUCCACUGCUGGAGUAAGGCCGAAGUCCUCCUCCGGCCCCGCCACCUGCCUUGUUUACCUGGCCCAUCCCAGUCCUGGGUGAGUCAGCUGACCAGGGAGCAGGCGCCACCCUCCCCAGAGCAGGAACCCAGCUAGCACAAGGGCCACCUUCCAGGGAGGGGAAGAGACUCUCUGGGCAGCGGCUGGAGAAGGACGUGCAGCAGCAGCUGGCCUGCAGGGUGUUCCAAGGAGCAGCCAUGACCACCCUGUACCCAUCUCUGGAGGACCUGAAGGUGGACCAGGCCAUUCAGGCCCAGGCCAGAGCCGUGUCCAGGAUGCCCGCCCUGCCGGCCCAGGAGACAGCCAUCUCCCAGCCUUCAGCUUUGUACCCAAACCUGGCAGAAUUGGAAAAUUAUAUGGGUCUUUCCCUCUCCAGCCAAGAAGUCCAGCAGAACCUGCUGCAGAUUCCGGAAGAUGCCAGCAUGGCGGUCUCGGGCCCGUCGGCGGGCCUAGUGGUGGCGCCGGUGUCCGGGAACAGCCUGGGCGCGCGGCGUGCGGAGAUCAAGCCCGGGGUGCGCGAGAUCCACCUGUGCAAGGACGAGCGCGGCAAGACCGGGCUGCGGUUGCGGGCCAUCGACCAGGGAAUCUUCGUGCAGUUGGUCCAGGCCAACACUCCCGCGUCCCUCGUGGGGCUGCGCUUUGGGGACCAGAUCCUGCAGAUUGACGGGCGUGACUGUGCCGGGUGGAGCACGGACAAAGCCCACCGGGUGAUGAAGAAGGCAUCGGCGGAGAAGAUCGUCAUGGUCGUUCGAGACAGGCCGUUCCAGCGGAACAUCACCUUGCACAAGGACAGCAUGGGCCACGUUGGCUUUGUCAUCAAGAAGGGGAAGGUCAUCUCUGUGGUCAAAGGGAGUUCUGCGGCCCGCAACGGGCUCCUCACCAACCACUCUGUGUGCGAGGUGAAUGGACAGAAUGUCAUCGGGCUGAAGGACAAAGAGGUCACGGAGAUUCUGGCCAUGGCCGGGAAUGUCGUCACCCUGACCAUCAUCCCCACGGUGAUCUACGAGCACAUGGUCAAAAGGUUGUCCCCGACCCUGAUUCACCACACCAUGGACCACUCCAUCCCAGACAUCUAAAGCCACACGGGGGCAGCUCAGCCCUCCCACCCUCCUGCAGGAAAGGGCAGAGUCCUCAGACGACCUUGCGGAGGCCUGCUGCCUGGGGGUGUGUUCCAGUUGGGGCAACGUCGGAUCACGUGGGUCUCAUUCAUCCCCAGGCCUCCUGGAGCCUCAGACUCUGAACACACGGCUGGGCUGGGCAGGGCCCCCAGGCAGCCAAGUUUUUGCGCCAGUUUAAAUGCUGGGCACGUAGCCAACCCGCUAAACACUUCUAAAAGUUGCAGCAGGUCCCUUUCAAGAUUUUGCCUCUACCAGAAAAAUAGUUCCAUGUUUUGAGAGAACAGAAAUACAAUCUUUGUGAAAAUUGUUUCUUUUUCCUUUACUUGCUCUUUGUCACAAACCGUAUAUAGUUAUAACCCUUCACUUCUUUUGAAUAAA
This is a messenger RNA of Equus quagga, 4466 nucleotides long. It is a transcript of the gene SDCBP2, whose product is annotated as syndecan binding protein 2. Bases 3168 to 4046 code for a protein of 292 amino acids. Gene Ontology annotation, molecular function: protein binding. Gene Ontology annotation, cellular component: plasma membrane; cytoplasm. NCBI's taxonomy places the organism in Eukaryota, Metazoa, Chordata, Mammalia, Perissodactyla, Equidae. The record is from RefSeq and is a predicted model, not a curated record. The transcript has 9 exons.